Molecule: messenger RNA, 2739 nt
Organism: Lottia gigantea (owl limpet)
Lineage: Eukaryota; Metazoa; Mollusca; Gastropoda; Lottiidae
Exons: 20
Coding region: 1-2739 (912 amino acids)
Biological process (GO): translational initiation
Cellular component (GO): eukaryotic translation initiation factor 3 complex
Molecular function (GO): RNA binding; translation initiation factor activity; translation initiation factor binding
Source: RefSeq, a predicted model, not a curated record
AUGUCUAGAUUCUUUAAAGCUGGGUCUGAUUCUGAGAGUGAAACUGAAUCAAGUGAAGAUGAUGAAUUAAUACAACAGAGGCCAUCUGCUGCCCCAGUUCCUAGCCGAACGUUCCAGUUUAGCGAUGAUGAAGAAGAUUCUAAGAGAAUUGUUCGUAGUGCUAAAGACAAAAGGUUUGAUGAAAUGACUAAUAUAAUAAAACAGAUGAAGAAUCAUAAAAAUAUUAAAGAUAUGGCCAAUGUACUGAGUGAUUUUGAAGCCCUGGUGAAGGCUUUUGAAAAAGCUAAGAAAGUUGUACAAGAGGAAGGUGUUCCUAGAUUUUUCAUCAAAUGUUUAUAUGAUCUAGAAGAAUAUGCAAAUGAGUGCUGGGAGGAUAAAGAAUGGAGGAAAUCAAUUAGCAAAAAUAAUUCUAAAAGUUUUACAUCAUUGAGACAGAAGUUAAAGAAAUUUAUUCGUGAAAGAUUUGAAAAAGAAGUAGCUGAAUAUAGAGAGAAUCCUGAUCAAGGAGAUGAUGACAAGAAAGAAGAAACGCCAGCUCCAGAAGAAUCUGAAGAGGAAGAAGUUAAAAAACCGGAGCCAGUUGUUACCAAACCAAAAUUACCAGCACCGCCAGUUCGUAAAGAUGAAGAUGAUGAUGAUGAGGAUGAUGAUGACAGUGAUUGGGGAAUGUCUGAUGAUUCUGUAGAGUCAGAGUCUGAUGAUGAACCAAUGGAAGUUGGUAAACUUACAGCAGAAUUCUUCUUGAAAAAAUCUGAUUCUGGAACAGCUAGAAAAGAAAAGAAGAAGAAAGAACCUAAGAAAGUGAAAUUAUUAGAGAGUGAUGAAGAAGGAGAUUGGGAAGAAGUUAGAGGUGGAGCUCCAUUGAUAAUGGAAAGACCCAAGAUGUUUGCUAAAGAUCAAGAUAUUACAGUUGAUGCUGUAAUGAAGAAAUUAUUUGAAAUAACUGCAGCUCGUGGUAAAAAAGGAACUGAUAGAAAUGAACAGAUUGAGUUAUUAAAGGAGUUGAGAGAGAUAGCUGUAACUAAUAAUCUAGGUCUAGGUGUAGAUGUUAAAUUAUAUUUUAAUAUUAUUGGUGCUAUCUUUGAUUACAAUCCAAAUACAUUGACAUCAAUGAGAAAUGAUGUAUGGGAAAGUUGUUUAGAGUAUAUAAAGACAUUAUUAAAUAUGUUAAUUGAUCAUCCUGAAGUAACAGUAGGAGAAGAUAUCAAAGAAGAUGAUGAAAAACUUCAAGAAGCUCCAUUUAUGAUUCGAGCAUGUUUUCUGACAUUGGUAGAGAAAAUGGAUGAAGAAUUUACUAAAAUGUUACAAGGAUGUGAUGCUCAUAGUACAGAAUAUGUAGAAAGAUUAAAAGAUGAAAGUCAAGUCUGUGAUAUUAUAGAAAAGACUUUACGAUAUUUAGAAAUAAAAGGAAAACCAAUGGAGAUAGCUCGUAUUUACCUCAAGAGAAUUGAACAUCUGUAUUAUAAGCAUGACAAUUCCAUUAAUCAAAAUCCUCGUCCAAAGCAUGGCAAAAUCAAGAGUAAAAGUUAUAUAGUAGAAGGAUCAUCUGAACAGAUAGUAGAUAAAUUAUGUAAAUAUCUCUAUACAGCUGAAACUAGUGACAGAUUACGUACUCGAGCUAUUCUAUGUCAUAUAUAUCAUCACGCCUUACAUAAUCGAUGGUUCCAAGCUCGUGAUUUAAUGUUGAUGUCACAUUUACAAGAUAAUAUUGGUCAUUCUGAUAUACCUACACAGUUACUAUAUAACCGAACAUUAGUACAACUUGGUUUAUGUGCUUUCCGUCAAGGUAAUAUAAGAGAUGCCCAUCAUGCACUAGUUGAUAUACAGUCUAGUAAUAGAGCUAAAGAAUUAUUAGCCCAGGGUUUAUUACCAAACCGUCAAAAUGAAAGAACACCAGAACAAGAGAAGAUAGAAAAGAGAAGACUAUUUCCUUAUCAUAUGCAUAUUAAUUUAGAAUUAUUAGAAUGUGUUUAUCUUGUUUCGGCUAUGUUAUUAGAAAUACCUUUCAUGGCAGCUCAUGAAAUGGAUGUGAGAAGACGUAUGAUCAGUAAAAAUUUUCACCAUGUUAUGAAGAUGAGUGAAAGACAGACAUUGAUAGGUCCACCAGAAAGUAUGAGAGAACAUGUAGUAGCUGCUAGUAAAGCUAUGAAAACUGGUGAUUGGAAAGCCUGUAAAAACUUUAUUGUUAAUGAUAAGAUGAAUGCUAAAGUAUGGGAUUUAUUUUAUCAACCUGAUAAAGUAAGAGAUAUGAUAACAGUGAAGAUACAAGAGGAAUCAUUACGUACCUAUCUAUUUACCUAUAGUAACGUAUAUGAUACUCUUAGUCUACAAACUCUAGCUGAUAUGUUUGAAUUAACUAUGCCAGUUGUUCACAGGAUCAUCAGUAAAAUGAUCAUUAAUGAAGAAUUGAUGGCAUCCCUGGCAGAGCCCACUCAAACAGUUAUCAUGCAUCGUACAGAGCCAAGUCGUCUACAGUCUCUAGCUCUACAGUUGUCUGAUAAAUUCUUGACAUUAGUGGAGAAUAAUGAACGUAUAUUAGAAGUCAAACAAGGAAUUUACCCCUUCCAAAAUAAACGUGAUCGAAAUGAUAGAAACCCAGCAACUAGUGCCGCUUUUCAACAUCACACUCAAGGUUUGUUUUUUUUUCUCGAUAUUUUGAAUUUAUUCUUUUGUAUUUAUGUGGAGCUUACCGAAAAACGCCAGUUUGAAAAAAAAUUAUCGUAUCCCUGCAUGAAUUAA